GCAAUAGUGAGGUCAAAAGUUCACAGCUACGCAUGGAGACUUGUGUUGAGGAAAAGCGUGUUGGUUUCGAGGUCUCCAAAGGCCUCAUUAUCCGAGAGAGGGACCUGAGGGACUGUAUUGGUAGAUUGAAACAUUCUGGGUCCGAUGAAUCCGCGCUGGUCGUGACGGAGAGGGAACACGGAGAGUGUACGAACAACGUCCCAUGCACAACCGUUUGUGUGGACGGACCACGUGAUGCGAGGCUCGUAAUAAGUCUCUCCUGGGAGGCAGACAGUGCUUGGACACUUCGUAUGUUGACGGUGCUGUCGAGGUGUGCACGGCUGCGGAUGUUGAUGGCGUGGUGCUCCACAUUGGGAGGAGCUCAUUCUCAGCUGGGGGACACACUCCCUGAUCAUGCAGUUCUAGCUGGUGAGCUCUCACUGAAGCAGCUGGCUCUAGCUACGGACAUGGACGAUCCCUUACUUGCCUCCAAGUGCAAGAUUUUCACUGCGUACAGUCUGCUGCAGAGGGGAAAGCUAAAACCGGCCUCCAUAAUCAUCAAAUCUCUGACUCACCUGCAGCUUUGCUCAUGUCAGCGUCUGGUGAGCGUAAGUGGAGAGUGCAAUGCAUUUGACAACAGUAUCAUUAUGCCACAGAAGAAGCUGUCACUCAAGAUGAAA
Messenger RNA from Geodia barretti, 659 nucleotides. The record is from the annotation of a GenBank genome assembly. Lineage: Eukaryota; Metazoa; Porifera; Demospongiae; Tetractinellida; Geodiidae.